AGUAACAUUAGCAUUGCUAUCCCAAGACAAAUCAUUCGCACCGCUGGACAAGACUGCUGGUCGAAGCAAAAUUUGACAGGACGUCGAGCUCAGCCAUCACUGUUGGCUGUUGACAUUUCAAUGAUCUACUUUCGUUAGUUUGUUCCCCUGGCAAUGAAGUACACCAUAACGGCAGUGGACGGUGGCAUCCGUGUAGGAAUACUGAGGGUUCGAGUCCCGAGCUGUUAACCCUCGCUGACGUUGGCCAACUUCGCUAGCCUGCUAGCUGUCGACGCUAACAUGGCCAAUACGGAGAACGGCCGUCGCUCGGUGGACACAAGGAGCAUCCGGACCCUCAGCAGCAGUCACAUCGACGACGAAAGUUCACUGGGGUCCGACUCCGAGAUCAAUGGUUUCACCAGCGAUAAACAAACCGACAAAUAUGGAUUUAUUGGCGGAGCGCAACAGUACACGGAGGAGUCGGCUCAGGAUGUGCCUACAGCAGUGCUCAGGCAGAGGGAGGUGAAGUGGUUGGAUAUGCUCAAUCACUGGGACAAGUGGAUGAUCAAGAGAUUCAAUAAAGUGAGGCUUCGAAGCCAGAAAGGAAUUCCUCCCUCUCUCCGAGGCCGUGCGUGGCUCUACCUUUCAGGAGGAAAGGGCAAGAAAGAGCAAAACCAAGGAAAGUUUCAGGAGUUGGAUAGCCAGCCAGGGGAUCCCAAAUGGAGCGACGUGAUUGAGAAAGAUCUCCAUCGACAGUUUCCAUUCCACGAGAUGUUUGUGUCACGGGGAGGACACGGGCAGAAGGAUCUUUUCCGUGUUCUGAAGGCCUACACUCUGUACAGACCAGAGGAGGGAUACUGUCAAGCGCAGGCUCCCAUUGCUGCUGUGUUACUCAUGCACAUGCCUGCUGAGGAUGCCUUCUGGGGGCUGGUACAAAUAUGUGAGAAAUACCUUCCCGGCUACUACAGCCCCGGCCUGGAAGCUAUACAGUUGGAUGGAGAGAUCCUUUUUGCUUUGCUGCGACGCGUCUCUCCACUAGCCUUCCGCCAUUUGGAGAAACACAAGAUUGACCCCAUCCUCUACAUGACUGAAUGGUUUAUGUGUGCCUUCUCUCGAACGUUGCCAUGGGCCUCCGUGUUGCGUGUCUGGGACAUGUUCCUCUGUGACGGUGUGAAAAUAAUCUUCAGAGUCGGCUUGGUGCUGUUAAAGUGCAUGCUGGGAAGUCGUGAGAAGCUGAAGGCCUGCCAGGGCCAAUAUGAAACCAUGGAGCUUCUCCGAGCUGUGGAGCCUCGAUACAUGCAGGAGGGUUUCCUCGUGCGAGAGAUCUUGGAAGUGCCAAUUACGGCGCGAGACGUGGAACGAGAACAUCACACCCAGCUAAAGCGCUGGAGGAAGAGCCGUGGCGAGCUCAAUUUCAAAUCUCCUCCGAGGAUGCACGGCGCUCGACUCAUCAUGCUGGCUGAUCCCCCGAGGCGCCAGGACCUCCAGCAGCACCCCACCAUUUUACUGGAAGAGGCGGAGCUUAGCCCGCUGCUGAAGAAGGGCAAAGAGCACAAGAGCAGAAAGAAAACCCUGAAGAAAUCGCAGUUCCCUGAGGUGAUUCCAAACCCUUACCCUCUUCCCAACGCCACGCCACCCCCACCGUCUUAUCCACCAGCCCCGCCUCCACUGCUCAGCAAGGCCCCAGAGACUGUACCACAGACUCAAGCCGACCCAAUUCACCAGGGCCACGUGCCUUCUGCAAACCUCCCACCUGCCAAAGAGACUCCCCUACAGCAAUCCACACACAGCCUCAGCAGCACAGACCAGGAUACGUACCUGUAAUUCUGACGCGCGCAGUGUGUGCGUAGAAGCAGCACCAGCACCCUUCAGCCAACAACCAGCCAUGGAUGAGUUUAUUGGACUGUUAACUCCUCCUCAGAUACCAGUUUGGCUUCUGAUAAGACUGAUGUCCAACUACAGCGUAAAACUGCCUCGAUGCUCUCUACAUCGAAACACCUGACUUCCUGGGACAACAUUGUCUUUUUCGAUGCGUGGAAGUAAAUUGCCAAAGUUAAUGGGGAUGCGUUGUUGUUUCGUUGUCUACUCGGAUAAAACACUACAGUGGAUUUUUGAUGCAAUCAAUACGCAAACACUUCCUUUUGCAGUGGGCAGCCUUUCAGUCAGAUGGUUUGGUUUGUCUGCUUGCCAGCUGCAAUUCCUCUUUACAUUCCCUGUUUGGGAAGCUUCUCACCACACAGUCUGUUGGGAGACAAUCUUAUUUUCAUGAGUGCUCUUUGUUUUCAACAUGCACAUUGAACACUUGAAGCAUUUCAUUUUUACAGUCUUACAUUUACAUUAAAAAAAAAUUGUCCAGACAUUGUACUUAGGAUCUUUUUAUCACAGUUAUUUAUUUUGUACUCUGUCACAAAAGCCUUGCUGGUGCACAAAUCGUUGUCUUUUUUUUUUUUUCUUUAAUGUGGAUGGAUAACUUAACCCACAAUCACUGUGCCACUUUCUGUAGCUUUGGAGCAGCAGAAAAGGACUGGUGUUUUGGCAGCGGCCACAAGAACACUGUACCAACAUUCCUGGCGUCUUAAGAGCUAAUUAACCUUAACGUGCUUGUUUGCCAAAUGCUAAUCAGUAUAACUAAUGACUUUGUGCAUGUGCUUUCUCUCAAGACUUGCCAAUGGCAUAAUGGUGCUGACCUUCCUUUUGCAAUUGCUUGGCCAUUCCCCACCUGUUCUUUGUUUGAUCCAUUUGUUGCAUAAUUUUGAUUUCAAGCCUUGUGGUUAGGCUUCUUUGAUUGGGAGGUGUAAAACUUUGAACGAUAUUUGGUGGCACUUUUACUAAGCAACGGGAUGUUUUCAAACAUCUUUACAUAUUUCCACGGUAGUUGUCAUUUCUAUGAGGUCACACGUUUUUAAACUACUUUGGAACAUCUUCACUAUAUCCACAAACAGUAUAUUUUCAACCUUGUAUCAACUUUGCAAUACUAGAGAAAAACGUGACUGUCAUUGAAUUGGGAAAAAACGUUUAUGCUAUAAAUAAACAUUUAUCUGGAAAAUA
Messenger RNA from Hippocampus comes (tiger tail seahorse), 3027 nucleotides. Its product is annotated as TBC1 domain family member 10A-like. Gene Ontology annotation, biological process: regulation of GTPase activity. Lineage: Eukaryota; Metazoa; Chordata; Actinopteri; Syngnathiformes; Syngnathidae. Gene Ontology annotation, molecular function: small GTPase binding; GTPase activator activity. The record is from RefSeq and is a predicted model, not a curated record. The coding region runs from base 280 to 1803 and encodes 507 amino acids. The transcript has 10 exons.